AUGGCUUGGGCACGGCAGUAUGAAGCCGAUGGGCGAUACAGAGACGCGGAAUACCUGUUUCGUCGAGUAUCUUCUGAUAGGAACAUCUCAAUGGAGAGUGUGGACCUGUAUCAAAGUGAAGAUGUCCUGCCUACCCUAGUCUCAGUCUACGAGAGAAUGGGCGAUUAUCCAGCAGCAGAGAUGGGCCAAGAAACGCUACUCAGACGCCUCUUUGCAGAAAAUCCGAAACAAUUCAGUGGUGAGCAGAUUCGAGAGGUCAAUGCCUACUCGAGACUGCUCUCCUAUUUCCGAAAACGAAUUCUUGAUUUCCAAGCCGGUGGCCGAAUGCCUUUUCCAGCAUACAUAGACUUGUUCAUUACCCAUCGAGCCGCGGUGUUGGACAUUGUCCCCCUCAACGAGGCCUUGCUUGAGCAGGGGCUGAUCCCACUCGACCAUGUUGCACCUUUCUAUACUUCUUUGCAUAUUGCUGUGAAAGAAAAUGCCCUCAAUUUAGUCCGUUUACUCAUCAGCAAGGGUGUUGGUUUAGAGAGUAUAGGUAUCAUGUCCGACAGGCCUCUGCACAUAGCGUCAAAAUUUGGCACAAUUCCGAUGAUCGAGCUGCUUCUGCACCACGGUGCUGAUACUGCGGCUAGAGACAAAUACGGUAGUACGCCAUUACAUCGAGCUCUGACUGGGAGGCCAACGGAACAACAAGAAUUGAUCCUCUCGAUUGUAACUAUAUUGAUCGAUGCCAAAGCGAAUACGGAGGCUGGAGACCGGUUCGGAACGACAGCUCUACACGCUGCCAUUUAUCAAGAUUUACAGACAGUGGCACGCUAUCUACUUGAGCGAGGGGCCAAUGUUGAAGCAUCUGAUUACCGGGGGGAUAGCUUGCUUCUCGCAGCCGUAAAAAACAAAAGAGAAUGGGCAAUAGAACUGUUGUUGGAAAAGAAGGCGCAGGGACAUACGGCUCUAUACGUCGCCGUCAACCAGGGCCAGGAGCCGAUAAUCCAGACUCUGCUCGACCAUGGCGCGAUGACCAGGACCACAGUGGACGAGCAAAACUCACACGAGGAUACAGUGUUACAUUGUGCUGUCAGAGCUGCCAACACAGCCGUCAUCGAAAUGCUGUUGAAGGCCGGCGCAGACAUCUACGGACGAGAUCGCUUUGGUGACACAGCGCUACAUGGCGCUAUCCUAGAGGGUCGAGAACCUCAUGAGCGUAUAGUCCGGCUGCUUCUGGACUUCGAUGCUACCCAGAUGAACUCUGUAAACCCUGAUAGGAGAUACAGUGUUGCAUCUCGCUGUCGUUUUGAGACGUCGAAGUAUGAUUCCAAUCCUCCUCCGACAUAUCAAAUCCGACAAGCUACCUAUCAUAUGCCAAAUGAGAAACAAUCUGGGCCAGACGCCACUUGA
Molecule: messenger RNA, 1395 nt
Organism: Letharia columbiana
Lineage: Eukaryota; Fungi; Ascomycota; Lecanoromycetes; Lecanorales; Parmeliaceae
Exons: 1
Coding region: 1-1395 (464 amino acids)
Biological process (GO): RNA processing
Molecular function (GO): protein binding; RNA binding; RNA nuclease activity
Source: RefSeq, a predicted model, not a curated record